Molecule: messenger RNA, 801 nt
Organism: Hibiscus syriacus
Lineage: Eukaryota; Viridiplantae; Streptophyta; Magnoliopsida; Malvales; Malvaceae
Exons: 4
Coding region: 125-493 (122 amino acids)
Source: RefSeq, a predicted model, not a curated record
AGCCACUGAUCGGUUUACAAUUGUUAUAACCUUUCGUUGCAGGGACGCCACAUGUUCGAUAAAAUGUCUCAAGAAUAAGACAGUUCCCUCUUAGAAAUACUUGAAGUUUUCAGAAGCAAUCAUAAUGCUCUCUAAUCUUAUUGACGGCUUCAAUGAAAUUUUGAAGAUUCAAAAGUUCCGAAGAAUUGUCUCGUACACUGGAUUCUAUUCCUUUGUUGCUGUUUUGACCUACGCUUAUACAAACAACACAACUAGAGCUGGGUAUUCGAGGGCUGAUCAAUUCUAUGCUUCUUAUCCUGCUGGAACGGAGCUUUUAACUGACACUGCUAAGUUAUACAAAGCAGCAUUAGGCAAUUGCUUUGAGUCAGAGGAAUGGGGUCCGAUUGAGUUCUGUAUCAUGGCUAAGCACUUUGAGCGUCAAGGGAAAUCGCCAUAUGCGUAUCAUGCAGGCACACUUUUGCUUGGGAUAUUGUUAUUAGUUGGUCAUUCGUAACUCUCAGUGAAUGAAGGGACUGGACUGUCAUAGAAGGCAAUAUUAUAUUUGAUUUUCAUCUCAUCCAAGUAGUGCUUCAUUGAAUCGAAGAAAGCACCAUAUUGACAUAAAUAGGUUAACUAUGCUGUUUACAGGGUGCAACUAACUGGUCUCAGCCUAUUCAUUUUCCUGUCAGAUGGCCUUAUUUUUAUUUACUCGACUCUUUUCCUCUUUUUUUGGAGACAAUAGUUUCUCUUCUGAAUCCCUUUCUUUUAAAUAGGAUUUAUGUCGUAUUCACAUACACUUAGAAAGGAUAGACAUCACUAAGG